Molecule: messenger RNA, 1641 nt
Organism: Chelonia mydas (Green sea turtle)
Lineage: Eukaryota; Metazoa; Chordata; Testudines; Cheloniidae
Gene: ZMAT2
Product: zinc finger matrin-type 2
Exons: 6
Coding region: 122-721 (199 amino acids)
Biological process (GO): mRNA splicing, via spliceosome
Cellular component (GO): U4/U6 x U5 tri-snRNP complex; spliceosomal complex
Molecular function (GO): zinc ion binding; nucleic acid binding
Source: RefSeq, a predicted model, not a curated record
CGAUGUUACGCUCUAGCUACCGCGGCCGCCGCUCUAUGGUACUCGGGAGGACUGGCUCACUUUGCGACUCUUGCUGCCGGAGCACGGCACUUUCUGGUUCCUUAUUCACUUCACAUUCAACAUGGCGUCGGGCAGCGGGACUAAAAACCUGGACUUCCGUCGGAAGUGGGAUAAAGAUGAAUAUGAGAAACUUGCAGAGAAACGGCUCACGGAAGAGAGAGAGAAGAAAGAUGGCAAACCAGUUCAGCCUGUCAAGAGGGAACUUCUGCGGCACCGAGACUAUAAAGUGGAUCUGGAAUCCAAGCUGGGGAAAACCAUUGUCAUCACCAAAACUACCCCUCAGUCAGAGAUGGGAGGAUAUUACUGUAAUGUAUGUGACUGUGUGGUGAAAGACUCCAUCAACUUCUUGGAUCAUAUCAAUGGCAAAAAGCAUCAAAGGAAUCUGGGCAUGUCCAUGAGGGUGGAGCGCUCCACACUAGAUCAAGUGAAAAAACGCUUUGAAGUGAACAAGAAGAAAAUGGAGGAGAAGCAAAAGGACUAUGACUUUGAGGAGAGGAUGAAGGAGCUCAGAGAAGAGGAGGAAAAGGCCAAAGCGUAUAAGAAGGAAAAACAGAGAGAGAAGAAGAGGAGGGCAGAGGAAGACUUGACAUUUGAAGAGGAUGAUGAAAUGGCAGCUGUGAUGGGUUUCUCUGGCUUUGGCUCUACCAAGAAGACUCACUGAUCAGCUCUGGACUUUCCCCUUUCUUUAUAAAGAUUGUUUAUACCCCCCAGGACUCUGGAAGACUCUUCAAAGACUUGAUGGAGAAUUUGUAUGUAAUUCUCCCACUAGACGUUGGCUGGAGGAGUUGGGAAGCAAUUUCACGUUCAACUUGUGCUGCAGAACAAGCUCUGUCCCCAGUCAUUAGUGCCCCACUGCCUGCAGAGAUACCGUAACCUUUAGCCUAGCUCUAAAUUCCAAAUACAGACCUUUCAAUUAGCGUCUUCUCCACAAACUGCCCCUGUCCCAUCCUGCAGUAAAUUCUGUGGAGUUCUCCUGGUUUCUGUCUUUUUGAUUCUUUUCAUCUUUUGUGCGGAGUCUGCAAUAUUUCUUUUGGAAACCCCAUUGGCCUUUAGCCACCUCAUUCUUUGUACUAGUCCUGGCUGCUUGUCACUUUGUGUUCUGUGGCCUUGUGUGUAUGCUGGGAAACAUUCUGUUGGGUACCUUUUAGUGUUAAACUAAUAAAAUUCUGUACAGAUGGUAUGGUUCAGGAAUUGCUCGUCCAUCUGAGAAAUGGGUAUACUUUUUGUUUGCUUAAAAUACAGAUAAUUCUUUAAUUUUUUUUAGAAUGUGUAACUAAAGGAAUUACACUGUAAUGAGUGUUUAAAUAUGGAUUGUAUAGGUUGAAUUUUUAUUUCUUUUGUUGAGAAGAGCUUGAGGCUUUUUGGACACUGGGUUUGCUGAAACUUCUUUUUGUAUUUUAUCUGCAAUGGGCUCUAUUUUUAUUUUCACUGUUUUCCUUGUGUUCAGUGGUGUAAUCAGAAUUUCUUUAGCUUAGGUAAGGAAUACCUUUCUGGGACUUACCUAGGAUAGAGCUAAAGGGAAAACAGCAGAGAAAUAUGUGGAAUUUGCCUAAAAUAAAUAAUUUGUUGUUGUUGUUGUUG